This is a messenger RNA of Nycticebus coucang (slow loris), 4814 nucleotides long. RefSeq names its product DExD-box helicase 21 (gene DDX21). The record is from RefSeq and is a predicted model, not a curated record. NCBI's taxonomy places the organism in Eukaryota, Metazoa, Chordata, Mammalia, Primates, Lorisidae. The coding region runs from base 78 to 2396 and encodes 772 amino acids. Gene Ontology annotation, molecular function: helicase activity; RNA binding; ATP binding. The transcript has 15 exons.
GACUUGAGGUGCGCCACUCUCUCUUCCUUUCCACGCGGUUGGGGCGAUCGGUCGGCCUGGGCAGCAGGUGCUGAAUAAUGCCGGGAAGACUUCUUAGCGACGCCGAUUUGGAAUCAGACGCAACUGUAAAAAAAAUGGAGAUGCUGCGAAAGCAAGCUCAGAAGAAAGAGAGAAGAGAGAAACCAAAAUCGAGUAAAACCGAAGAGGCAGCAGAAGAGGAAGAAACUAUUUCCCCCAAAGCUAAACAAGUUAAAAAGAAAGCAAGUCCUUCUGAAGUUGACACGAAUUCUCCUAAAUCCAAAAAGGCAAAAAAGAAAGACGAGCAGUCUCAAGAUGACAUUGUUUCUCCUAAAACCAAAAGUGUGAAAAAGAAAAAGGAGCCUUUGGAGAAGGAAGUUGUUUCUCCUAACAUAAAAAAUGUAAGAAGUGAGGAGCCUUCUGAAGAAGUAGGUGCUCCUAAGCCCAAGAGGAUGAAGAAAGAAAAGGAAGUGAAUGGAGAAAUAGUAGAGAAGAGCCCUGAACUGAAGAAUGGAUUCUCUCCUUCUGAACCUGACUCUAACUCCCUUGAAGCUGCCAGUGAAGAAAGUAACAGUGAGAUAGAGCAGGAAAUACCUGUGGAACAAAAAGAAGGAGCUUUCUCUAAUUUUCCCAUAUCUGAAGAGACUGUUAAACUUCUCAAAGGCCGAGGGGUGACCUUCCUGUUUCCCAUACAAGCAAAGACGUUCCAUCAUGUCUACAGUGGGAAGGACUUAAUUGCACAGGCACGGACAGGAACUGGGAAAACAUUCUCCUUUGCCAUCCCUUUGAUUGAGAAACUUCAGGGAGAACUGCAAGACAGGAAGAGAGGUCGUUCCCCUCAGGUACUAGUUCUUGCACCUACAAGAGAGUUAGCAAAUCAAGUGAGCAAAGACUUUAGUGACAUCACAAAAAAGCUGGCAGUGGCUUGUUUUUAUGGUGGAACUCCCUAUGGAGGUCAAAUUGAACGCAUGCGGAAUGGGAUUGAUAUCCUGGUUGGAACACCAGGACGAAUAAAAGACCACCUACAGAAUGGCAAACUGGAUCUCACCAAACUUAAGCAUGUUGUCUUGGAUGAAGUUGAUCAGAUGUUGGAUAUGGGUUUUGCUGAUCAAGUGGAAGAGAUUUUAAGUGUUGCAUAUAAGAAAGAUUCUGAAGACAAUCCCCAAACAUUGCUUUUUUCUGCAACUUGCCCUCACUGGGUAUUUAAUGUUGCUAAGAAAUACAUGAAACCGACAUAUGAACAAGUGGACCUAAUUGGUAAAAAGACACAGAAAACAGCAAUAACCGUGGAGCAUCUGGCUAUCAAGUGCCACUGGACUCAGAGGGCAGCAGUGAUUGGGGAUGUGAUCCGAGUCUAUAGUGGUCAUCAAGGACGCACUAUCAUCUUCUGUGAAACCAAGAAAGAAGCCCAGGAGCUGUCACAGAAUGCAGCUAUAAAGCAGGAUGCGCAGUCAUUACAUGGAGACAUCCCACAGAAGCAAAGGGAAAUUACCCUGAAAGGUUUUAGAAAUGGAGCUUUUGGAGUUAUGGUGGCAACCAAUGUUGCUGCACGUGGGUUAGACAUCCCUGAGGUUGAUUUGGUUGUGCAAAGCUGUCCACCAAAGGAUGUAGAAUCCUACAUUCAUCGUUCUGGGCGGACAGGUAGAGCUGGAAGGACAGGGGUUUGCAUCUGCUUUUAUCAGCACAAGGAAGAAUAUCAGUUGGUGCAAGUGGAACAAAAAGCGGGAAUUAAGUUUAAACGAAUAGGUGUUCCUUCUGCAACAGAAAUCAUAAAAGCUUCCAGCAAAGAUGCCAUCAGACUUUUGGAUUCUGUGCCUCCCACUGCGAUUAGUCACUUCAAGGAGUCAGCAGAGAAGUUAAUAGAGGAGAAGGGAGCUGUGGAAGCCCUUGCAGCAGCACUCGCCCAUAUUUCAGGCGCCACGUCAGUAGACCAGCGCUCCUUGAUCAACUCAGAUGUGGGUUUUGUGACCAUGAUCUUGCGGUGCUCAAUUGAAAUGCCAAAUAUCAGUUAUGCUUGGAAAGAACUUAAAGAACAACUGGGAGAGGAUAUUGAUUCUAAAGUGAAAGGAAUGGUCUUUCUCAAAGGAAAGCUGGGUGUCUGCUUUGAUGUACCUACUGCAUCAGUGACAGAAAUACAGGAGAAAUGGCAUGAUUCACGACGCUGGCAGCUCGCUGUGGCCACAGAGCAACCAGAGCUGGAAGGACCAAAAGACGGAUAUCGAGCCUUUAGGGGUCAACGGGAAGGAAACAGAAACUUCAGGGGACGGCGGGAAGGAAACAGAAACUUCAGGGGACAGCGGUCAGGAGGUGGCAACAAAAGUAACAGAUCCCAAAACAAAGGCCAGAAACGGAGUUUUAAUAAAGCAUUCAGUAAAUAAUUAGAUAUAGAGAUUUUUUUUUUUUUUUGCCCCGGGCCAGGUUUGAACCCGCCACCUCUGGUAUAUGGGGCCAGCGCCAAACUCACUGAGCCACAGGUGUCGCCCAGAUAUAGAGGAUUUUUAUAGUAAAAAAAAAAAAAAUUAUGUUUGGCCAUAUAAAACUGAACAUUAUUUUUCAUACAAAGUUAAAAGCGUAUUGUGCUUCUUUUUGACCUCUUGCCAGUCCCCUCUUCUUUCUGCCAGACAAGCUUUAUCUAAAUUAUUUUAUCUGAUCAUUACCUUCUGUAACUUUAUUGCUACUUCAUCAGGUUUUGUUUUUAUUCUGAUGCAUUGUGUAUAGGUUACAAGAUAAAAUCGAGCAUGUUUCUGACUACUUUGUAAGUUGACUUGUCUUUAUACUUAAAAAUGUCUCUUAAUAGGGUCCUUCCUUAAAUACUUAAAUGUAACAGUCUCUGGAGAAGAACUUUGAGCCUUUGGAAGUCAAAGUUCUAUCAUUGGCGUCUCUCACCACCUGCCAGCAGUUACUUAUGUGGUUCUAUACCUUGUUUUCUGAGACUUCUUACUGAGCAAUGGUUCGGAACAAGAUUUCAUACUUAGCUGUGUGGUAAUACAGUGUAUGUCAUUGUAUGCUCUAGGUUUGGGGGAUGUAGGAGUACAUCAAUAUAGAUUACCUGUAAUUAUAUGCAUUUUGGUAUAUUUAAGCUUCUCACAAAGUGAUUCAUAUUUCCAUGAAUUCUUCACCAAUAGUAUAUAGAAGUACAUUUUAAUAGAAAGCCGCUGUCUUUAAGGAAUUCUAAAUAUAUGAUAGCUCCAUAGCUUUCUUUUAUGAGUAAGAAGGCUGGAUAAAUGGUGCUUAAAUGACAAUGUACUCCACUUCUUUCUAAUGGAAGAUUAACAUUAUUUACCAAGAGGGAAUUGGGAAGGAGGGGCACAAAUUAGCAUGGCUGUAAAGUAUGUCAAAAAAAAAAACAAACACUGGAAUAUUCUUUACAUGCAAGAAGGAAACAUUCAUAAAACAUGGAGAGCAAAGAGAACAAAUAAAGGUGCCUUAUUAAACAUUCUUUUAAUGGUGAAAAUGGAUCAUUAAUGUUUCUACAGGUUAAAUUCUAAUAGGCAAGAUCUGGUUUUCAGGUGGAAUGAUGCAGUUCAGCUUCUCAGUGGCUUUGUUACUAAAGCUGCUAUGUAGCGUCUGUUCAACAGCUUCUCUGGUGAAAGGUUUUUAACACCUUAGAUAUUUCCUUUUAUGACAAACUGUAUGGUUAUUUUAAGUUGUUGAUUUGAGGGAGCUGAAGAAUUUAAUGUAACCCUAAGCUAGAUAACUCUCUUCUGAUUUCUCAGAUAUUAUUUCUCUGGGAAACGUUCCAGGGAUCUUGAGAGUGGCGUUGUUUUCUUGCCUUAAUUCCUAGAGAUUCUAUACUGAGAAGCCUGGAAUAAACUAUGCUAGGAAAAUUAAAAUUACAUGGUCUUUCUUGCUUUCAUUCAGUGUAAACAACUAAAAUUGUUUUAGGCCCUGGGUUUCUCUUGCGUUAUCUCUUAACUACUAUUUACUUUAGUAGUUAUCUCUAACUACUGUUCACCUUGCACUAGGGGCUCUUGCCAAUUUAACUCCUGAUCCUUGAGGCAACAUCCUUGUUCUAUAUGAAUGAACUUCAGUUCUAUCCUUGAAUCCUGACAAAAUGUUUCUUGCCUCUGUUGUCAGAAUUCUCUUGGCUUUUAUUCCUUGAUAUACUUGUUAAUUUUGUCAGUUUAUUCCUGAUUCCUCGUGGUUUCCCAUCAAGCCACAGGGAAUUAAGGGAAGAUAUUUGGUGAUAGUCCACAUAUACCUUGUGGAUUAUAAUUUAUUAGAUUCUGGUUUUGCUCAAAUUAUGGGCAUGGUUUACUAACAACCAAAACAUUUCAUGAUUUGAGUAGGAAUGAGUACUUUAGCAAGCAGAUUAAAAUGAUAUGUGUGGUAACUAUCCUUUAGGGAGAAAAAGCUAAAACUUGAUGUGAAUUAUAGACUAGCCUAAAGAAAAAUAAUCAGACAUAAAUCAGGAGUAAUAGGGAAAUUAAUAGGAAUUACACAUCACACAACUCAAUUUUAAGAAAAACAUAACUGUUAAAGUAAGUGAAACUAACAUUUUUCCUGGAUCCCAGAAUUCAAACCAUAUUUUAAAUGUAUAAUGUAUUCAGCUACUAUUUGUUUUAAAUAGACUUGUUGAUGUAGCCUGGGAAAUGUUAUCAUUUUUACUGUUUUCUAUGGAGAAACUGUUUUCCAAUUUAUGUGUCAUACAACUCAGAGGACUUUAAUUCAUUUUUAAAAAGUUUGAGCUAUCUGUGCAGCGGUUACUUUACAGUUGUACAUAAAAUGUUUUUACUGUAAGAUGAGUUAAUGUAUAAAAUACUGCCUUAUGGCAUAAUAAAAACAGUAACACUUUA